AUGGGAGUGGGAGCUUCGACUGAGCAAACCCCGGCGAGAGAUUGGGAAGGCGAAUACAAAAAAGCGGAUGCUCUGCAUUGCCAAGCAGUCCUUAGAUGGGAGGCCUCCCGGCGCAACGAAAUGCAGUUGCAAUCCAGAUUAAGCGCACAGAACUCGGAAGUGUACCGACUCAAUAACGAGCUUCGCAAAUUGAAGGCGGCGCCGAACUCGGAAGUGUGCCGACUCAAUAACGAGCUUCGCAAAUUGAAGGAGGCGCAGACCGCAACAGCAGCUGAUACGGUGUCAGGGAAGGAGUAUGACGAGCUAAUGGACGACUAUGACGAACUGGAAAAGCAGCUCGCGAAUGUAAAGAAGGCGAUGUCGGGCUCACAAAUCAAAUGGAACCGAGAUAAGGAGUCCUACUUAGCACAGAUCAAAAAUCUAGAGACACAACUGAAAACGCUACGAAAUGUCGACAUCCCACGUCUGAAGCAAUUCCAGGAACAAGAAAAAACACGUAGCGUCAUGGAAAAGGAGUUAAUGGCUGUCGAGAUGGAGAAAUUCAAGGCUCUGGCUUCCGAGGAGAGACGGCACCGCCAAAAACUUCAAGCUGAAAACAAAAAAUUAGCGGACCAGUUGAUCUUCCAAAAAUGGAACGACGUCUUGGAUGCCGGACAGAAGAUAAAAGUUGCUUAUGCUGCAUGUACGAAAAAGCCAACCACUGCUGUCGAGGCUCCAAAAAGCGUUGAACCGAAGAAGGCCGACGACCCGUUGCUCAAGCCUGACCAGGCAAAACCACCAAAACCACAGGAGCAGGUGACUGAUGCCGAAUUGCUAAUCAUGACGCCGAGCUGGGAUGCCGGGUACGAGACGAGGAAUGGAAGACCUCACAUCGAGCGGUUGCGCACCGAAAAGGGCAUCAUCGGCUUCAUCUUUUUCGAAAGCGUCGAAAAGGCUCAGCAG
Messenger RNA from Mesorhabditis spiculigera, 942 nucleotides. Lineage: Eukaryota; Metazoa; Nematoda; Chromadorea; Rhabditida; Rhabditidae. The record is from the annotation of a GenBank genome assembly.